Molecule: messenger RNA, 1455 nt
Organism: Theileria parva strain Muguga
Lineage: Eukaryota; Apicomplexa; Aconoidasida; Piroplasmida; Theileriidae
Product: putative integral membrane protein
Exons: 2
Coding region: 1-1455 (484 amino acids)
Source: RefSeq, a predicted model, not a curated record
AUGCAUAGUAGGAUCAGAUUGCGGAUAUCAAACGAAGCUUGGGAAAGGAAAUCAAAAAGUGGGCAAGGAACAGCUGAAUUCAAGAGGGCGUUAAAUGAUAAGCACGCAAUUGUGUUCUUUUUCGUAGGUAUGGCUGUAAAUCUAAACCUCGAUACAAGUCUCCUAACUGAACGAGUUUUUGAGGUGGAAAACUUUACGAAUAUUACUAUUUUUCUAUAUUUCAGUGUCGUCGUCAUAGUAUGCAUUCUUUACAUGUUCUUGAUACCCCCAGAUUUCUGGCAACUUGUAGCCGGUGUGUGGACGUUAUCUGCUUCUCGUUUUUGCCACCUUCUUCUGUCUAUAUUUGCUCACGGAAAGUCUGGGAGAAAUUUGUUUUUGUUGUUUUACUCAAUUAAUGGUUUUCUGAGAGGAAUCAUUUCACUUACUAGCUCACAUGUUAUAGGGGAAUACUUUUUGAUUGAGUCUUAUAUUCACUUUAUUAACGGUAGUGUCUUCUUCUCAAUUUUGUCCUCAUUAUUGCAAAUUAUAGUCGGUCUUAUCAUCGGAGAUGAAACUGUUCGUCAAGUACGACGUAACUUAGUUAUAUGUCAGAGUGCGUAUCUCUCUGAGACAUUAUUUGCAUCAAUAUGGGUUACAAUCAUCUUCAUAGAAUAUCAUUCAGAUAUAAAUAAAGCAAAGGAAGAACAUAAAAAAAAUGAAGAAGGACAAAAAUACUCACAGGCUAUUAAAAAGUUUACAUAUAUCCGAUAUUACAUUUCUAAGUUUUUUGUUUCGUUUUUUGCAUCUCUGUUUCGUGUUGUUUUCCAUCCUGUGUUAAUUCCAUAUAUGAUGGAUGUACCAAACGUUAACAAGCUGUUGGCUUCUAUCGUUUUUACAUUUUCUGAGUUUUUGGGUAGAUUAACCACAUUUCAAAUUGAUGAAUAUAUCGAUGCCAGUAAAAAGGCCCAUGAUAUAUCGAAUACUAUAUUUUUAUUUAGACAGGACUUGCACUUGUAUUUGUUGUUUUGUUAUCAAUUUAUCAUCUGUACAUUAGCUGUUUACUCCACAUGGUUCCAGAAAUAUGGAAUCAGCAAGAAUCCAUACUUUGUAACUUUCAUAACCAUGACAUCAGGACUAGUGUCUGGUUAUAAUGAUAACAGAGCCGUCCGUGGUUCUGAAGCUGUUCUACAUUACUAUAGUAAACCGAAAAACAUAAUAACUUCUAAAGACGAGCAAUCCUCCAGCUCUAACAAUUCAAGCGACAUUACACCAGAAAUUGCAAAAGAUACAUCCAAUGUUAGCGAUGUAAUUACACUACUAAGUUAUUCUUCCUUUUUGGUAGGAUGUUUGAUUUCAUACUAUUUACAACAUGCGAUCAUUAGACGUAAGGAGACCUUGGAGUUCAUCAUUCUCUCACACAAGAAGUACAUAGAUAAAGAAUCAGUUAAAAUACUGGCAAAAAAACUAAAUUUGUAA